CUUUCCAGAUGCUGUUGACAGCUCGCGUUCAUCUUGAAACAAUUUGUUUAUUUUCUUCCUCGCUAGCAGUAGUAAAAACUUCACGAUGACCGCGAUCGACAAAAUACAGGCUUUGGAUCACAUUGAACGGGAACUGAUCCUUUGCUUACAAAGUGCCGGAGCGGCACUGAUGGAACUGAGCAAGGAAAAGACCAGCCAAAAAGCAACGGAAACAAACGUUAACCAGUUCCUUAAGUCGCUCAACAACGUAGAGACCAAACUGUCGGAGCAGAUCAACUAUCUCACGCAAGUGUCGACCGGGCAACCGCACGAAGGUUCCGGGUACGCAUCGGCCAAGGUGCUGCAAAUGGCGUGGCAUCGCAUUCAACACGUCAAGUCGCGCAUCAAGGAUCUGGAAGAAUGCAAAAUGCGCUACAUACAGGCUAACCGAAUGCAGAGUAACCGUGUUGGCCAGAACGCCUCAUCCACUACGGCUGGUGUUAUGCUUUAAUGGUAAAGGAAAAACACAAAAUUCGAUCUAAAUUAUAUUCAAUAAAACCUGUAUUUCAUUCCUUUGCAUCGUCGCUAACA
Messenger RNA from Anopheles funestus (African malaria mosquito), 570 nucleotides. It is a transcript of the gene MED11, whose product is annotated as mediator of RNA polymerase II transcription subunit 11. Bases 86 to 490 code for a protein of 134 amino acids. Lineage: Eukaryota; Metazoa; Arthropoda; Insecta; Diptera; Culicidae. The transcript has 2 exons. The record is from RefSeq and is a predicted model, not a curated record. Gene Ontology annotation, biological process: regulation of transcription by RNA polymerase II. Gene Ontology annotation, molecular function: transcription coregulator activity. Gene Ontology annotation, cellular component: mediator complex.